UUUGAGUUGUGCUUCGCGACGGUUGGUGAUCUUAAAAGUGCUCCCGAAUACGAACAGUGGCCGCAGUCUCUCGGUUUUGGUGAUUUUUUUUGGCUCCGCAUCUGUAUCUGUAUCUCGAUCGGCUCCAAACCGCUGCAUCCGCGACUCUCUCCCCACCUUGGAGCGAGUGUGUGUGUGUGUCCGUGUCGGUGUGAGUGCGAGUGCUAAGCUUUUUGCUCACACGUCUAACGGCUGAAAGUGUGUGCGUGUUGUUGGUGCCUUAACUUGAACUAUGGCUCGCUUGUUCGUGUGCGCCUAAUAAAUAUAUUUAAAAAUAAGUAUUUCGACAUUCCGUCGUGGAAAUUAUGUGACACACCAGUUCAGAUCCCAAACAACCACGUACCAGUCAUUCGCGCAAUAAUAUUAAAAAGCCAUCCGAGUGCCAAAACAACGAAGCAACGAAGCGAGCAAUAAUUGUGAUUAAUAACAACGAAACAACCGAAUACCGACCGCAAAUUAGCCCCAUAAGGCCAUUCAAAUAGCAAUAGUCCAGCCAGGUGCAUUAUUCACGGCUCCCGAACAGUGAUUACCUCAUCUGUGUCAGCGCUCCGCCAGCAAAAUGGUAUCAAAAAGCAAUAAAAAGAAACAAGUGUCUCAGCAGCAGGCGUCGACGUCGACGUCGCAGUCGCAAUCGCAGUCGCUGCCACCAGCAACAUCGACCACAACAUCAACGUCGUCGGCCGAGGCCACGAAGUUAACCAAAAAGCUGGGACCCGAUGCGUUCGCCACUCUGACCACCAGCAACAGCUCCAGUUCCAUGCAGCACGAGUCGGUGACCUACGGAGAGCCUGUGGCGAGCACCUCCGCCGAAUCCGCAUCCCUGCCGGCUGCCGGAGUGAGGAGCUACAGCAGCCGGAGCCAGAGCCAGAAGGCCUCCCAGUCGCACUCCUCCUCCUCCUACACAGAGAAAUCUCAGCAAUCCCAGCAAUCCCAGCUGCACAGCAGCAAGAUCUCCCGGGACUAUGCCAACCAGAAGAUCAUCUCAUCGAUCGAUCUGCUAGAGAGUGAGAAGAAGGAGCCAGUAUUCUCGGUACCCAUCGAGGUGGUGGAGAUCACAACGCCCACGCUAUCCGUCUCCGCCAGCGGGGGCAGUGUCUCGAAAAUGUUCACCUCCUCGUCGAUGUCUUCCAGCCAACAGCAACAUCAUCAGCAGCAGCAGCAGCAAGCUAGUAGCUCCAGCUCUUACUUCCAAGCCACAACCAGUUCCAGCCGAAGCGCCAACGAAACGCUGAUUGCGAGCGAGAGAGCCGACUCUGCUACCGGUAUGACAUCAUCGUCGGGUCUGAGGAAACAGGUUGGCUUCGAUACCGACACCAAGGCAGUGACAAACACCAGCAGCAGUAACAUCAGCAGCAGCAACAUCAGCAGCACAAAUACAAACACAGUCACAAGCACAAACGUAAACAUCAGCGGCGGCGGCAAGAGCAACUCGAGCGAAUCUCAGAGCGUGCCAAAGCUGAAGGCGGGCGGAACAGCUGAUGUUCCCGCAUCGGUGACGUCGCAAGGCUACGCCGAACCGGUUGCCGCGACGUCUGGCGCGACUACAACAAAGGCGACGUCAUCGACGCGACGCAACGAUAAACUGGAAGUGGCCAGCACAGACACAGCUGUUGACAGAGCUACGUCAUCGACCCAGAGGACCAGCAAAGAGGUCAGCGAGAGCUCCGUGCUGAAGAGCUCGACGAGCAGCAAACAGUCGAAGACCUCGUCCAAGAAGGAGGUGUACGACGUGAAGACCAAGACCUGGACGGAGUUCAGCGAUGGCAGCUCCCAAGGACCCAGCAAGACGCGGCCCACCUUCGAGCGGUACGUCAGCAAGGAGUCCGACGGCACCUCCAAAGUAACGUACAAGAAGAAGAUAUACGACAGACGCAACAAUCGGUGGCGCGUGGUGGACGAACGGACGGUGGACAGCACCGCCGACACGGGCUAUCCCGAAAUAGUGGAUGAUGUCAUUAACACAACAAGAACCACAUACACCACCAAGGUAUACGACACGAAGCUCGGCAAGUGGACGGUUGUGGACGAGAAGUCGUUCACUGAUACGAAAGCUUUUGUGCCCAAUGACAUUGCUCGUGAAAUCGAGAAAGAUAAUACCGAUGUUGCAAACAUAACGACUACAACGGAGGUAACGAAGAUUUUCGAUGCGAGCAUCAACGACUGGCGCGUUUUGGACGAGAAGGUGCACACGGAUGUCAUUGAGAAGAUCGUAGAGGCUCCCAAGAAGACCAUUUACGUGGACGAGUUUGUGGAGAUCGAGAAGAACACGUCGAUUUCGGAAAACAAUGAGAACAUUACCCUGAACCUGAAUGAGACAUCGAAACACAAAAAUAUUACCGAAAAUAUUUAUGAUGAAAUCGAUUAUGUGCGCACUGAUAAGCAACGCCUAGACGACUCAAGAACCCGGGGAGUUGCCAAGAACAAGUCAACGACACAUAGUGAGAGGUGCAUCUGUGAGAUCUGCACAUGCGGGCGACAUCAUUGCUCAAGCAGUACAACGAAAUCCUCAGAAAAAACUAUUAUUCAAACGGAUGACAGCGUCGACGAAGCAUAUACUAGGAUACGUACAAAUACAUGGUCGAAAAAAGAUAAAGGAAACAUUCCCAAGCAAAACGAAGACAUUUUAGUGGACUACAUAGUCAUAAAGAAACCAGAAGACAACCUACGACCUGAAGGAGAGUUUAUAGUUCCUCCUAGAGAGCCAUACAAGCCGGGAGAAAAAAGGGAGAAAAUUGUGCAUACUGACAACCUACGCACGGAGGGAGAAAUGACUUUUGUGGAGAGAGAGGAAUAUCAAUAUACCGUCCGUCCUGGAUAUGUAAAGCCCACAGACAAUCUUAAGCCCGAAGGCGAGUUCUACAGUCCUGAAAAGCCGAAGUACCAACCGGGAGAUAGGCCUAUUCAAGUGCGGCACCAAGACAAUCUUAGACCAGAAGGAGAAUUCUACACCCCCGAGAAAACAAAAUACACUCCAGCCGACCGCCCAACACAAAAGAAACCCGUGGAUAACCUUAAGCCGGAGGGAGAAUUUACGUCACCAGAAAAGCCAACGUACCGACCUGCCGAGAAACCUGAAAAAAUAAUCCGCAGUGAUAAUCUGCGAACUGAAGGGGAGAUGACCUUUGUGGAAAGAGAGGAGUAUCAAUACGUUACUCGCCCUGGACAAGUCAAGCCAACUGACAAUCUAAGACCAGAGGGGGAAUUUUAUAGUCCCGAGAAACCGAAAUAUCGUCCAGGGGAACGUCCAUCUCAAGUUCGUCCUGUUGAUAAUCUAAAGCCCGAAGGUGAUUUCUAUACUCCCGAACAACCAGGAUUCAAACCAGCUGAGAGGCCAGUUCAAAAGAAGCCGGAAGACAAUCUAAGGCCAGAAGGCGACUUCGUAAAGCCCGAGAAACAAGUUUAUAAGCCUGCCGAUAAAACGGAACGAAUAAUUCGAACAGAUAAUCUUAAGACCGAAGGCGAAAUGACAUUUGUAACAAGAGAGGAGUAUCAAUAUGUGGUGCGUCCUGAUCAAGUUAAGCCAACGGAUAACCUGAAACCUGAAGGAGAAUUCUACAGUCCCGAAAAACCGAAGUAUAAGCCUGGCGAGAGGCCUUCUCAAGUCAGACCAGAGGAUAAUCUCCGACCAGAGGGUGAAUUUUACACACCCGAAAAACCAGGCUUCAGACCAGCUGAAAGACCCGUACAAAAGAGGCCAGAAGACAACCUGAAACCUGAGGGAGAAUUCGUAAAGCCCGAGAAACAAGUCUACAAGCCAGCAGAAAAAACUGAACAAAUUAUUCGGAAAGAUAAUCUUCGCACAGAAGGAGAAAUGACAUUUAUCGAAAGAGAAGAGUAUCAAUAUGUUGUUCGUCCUGACCAAGUUAGGCCUACGGACAACCUGAAACCUGAAGGAGAAUUCUACAGUCCCGAGAAACCGAAGUACAAGCCAGGAGAGAGACCGUCUCAAGUCAGGCCAGAGGAUAAUCUCAGACCAGAGGGUGAAUUUUACACACCCGACAAACCAGGAUUCAGACCUGCUGAGAGACCAGUACAGAAGAAGCCAGAAGACAACCUGAAACCAGAAGGAGAAUUCUACAGUCCGGAGAAACCGAAAUACAAGCCAGGAGAGAGACCUUCUCAAGUCAGGCCAGAGGAUAAUCUCAGACCAGAGGGUGAGUUCUACACACCCGACAAACCAGGAUUUAGACCAGCUGAAAGACCAGUGCAAAAGAAGCCAGAAGACAACCUGAAACCUGAGGGAGAAUUCUACAGUCCCGAGAAACCGAAAUACAAGCCAGGAGAGAGACCUUCUCAAGUCAGGCCAGAGGAUAAUCUCAGACCAGAGGGAGAGUUCUACACACCGGAAAAGCCAGGAUUCAGACCAGCUGAAAGACCAGUGCAGAAGAAGCCAGAAGACAACCUGAAACCAGAAGGAGAAUUCUACAGUCCGGAGAAACCGAAGUACAAGCCAGGAGAGAGACCUUCUCAAGUCAGGCCAGAGGAUAAUCUCAGACCAGAGGGUGAGUUCUACACACCCGACAAACCAGGAUUUAGACCAGCUGAAAGACCAGUGCAAAAGAAGCCAGCAGACAACCUGAAACCUGAAGGAGAAUUCUACAGUCCCGAGAAACCGAAAUACAAGCCAGGAGAGAGACCUUCUCAAGUCAGGCCAGAGGAUAAUCUCAGACCGGAGGGUGAGUUCUACACACCGGAAAAGCCAGGAUUCAGACCAGCUGAAAGACCCGUACAAAAGAGGCCAGAAGACAACCUGAAACCUGAGGGAGAAUUCGUAAAGCCCGAGAAACAAGUCUACAAGCCAGCCGAAAAAACCGAACAAAUUAUUCGCAAAGAUAAUCUUCGCACGGAAGGAGAAAUGACAUUUGUUGAAAGAGAAGAGUAUCAAUAUGUUGUGCGACCCGACCAAGUUAGGCCUACGGACAACCUGAAACCUGAAGGAGAAUUCUACAGUCCCGAGAAACCGAAGUACAAGCCAGGAGAGAGACCGUCUCAAGUCAGGCCAGAGGAUAAUCUCAGACCAGAGGGUGAAUUUUACACACCGGAAAAGCCAGGCUUCAGACCUGCUGAAAGACCAGUGCAAAAGAAACCUGAGGACAACCUGAAACCUGAAGGAGAAUUCUACAGUCCGGAGAAACCGAAAUACAAGCCAGGAGAGAGACCUUCUCAAGUCAGGCCAGAGGAUAAUCUCAGACCGGAGGGUGAGUUCUACACACCUGAAAAGCCAGGAUUCAGACCAGCUGAAAGACCCGUACAAAAGAGGCCAGAAGACAACCUGAAACCUGAGGGAGAAUUCGUAAAGCCCGAAAAACAAGUCUACAAGCCAGCCGAAAAAACUGAAAAAAUUAUUCGGAAAGAUAAUCUACGCACGGAAGGAGAAAUGACAUUUGUUGAGAGAGAAGAGUAUCAAUAUGUUGUGCGACCCGACCAAGUUAGGCCUACAGACAACUUGAAACCUGAAGGAGAAUUCUACAGUCCGGAGAAACCGAAAUACAAGCCAGGGGAGAGACCUUCUCAAGUCAGACCAGAGGAUAAUCUCAGACCAGAGGGUGAGUUCUACACACCCGACAAACCAGGAUUCAGACCUGCUGAAAGACCAGUGCAGAAGAAGCCAGAAGACAACCUGAAACCAGAAGGAGAAUUCUAUAGUCCGGAGAAACCGAAGUACAAGCCAGGAGAGAGACCUUCUCAAGUCAGGCCAGAGGAUAAUCUCAGACCGGAGGGUGAGUUCUACACACCUGAAAAACCAGGAUUCAGACCAGCUGAAAGACCCGUACAAAAGAGGCCAGAAGACAACCUGAAACCUGAGGGAGAAUUCGUAAAGCCCGAGAAACAAGUCUACAAGCCAGCCGAAAAAACCGAAAAAAUUAUUCGGAAAGAUAACCUACGCACGGAAGGAGAAAUGACAUUUGUUGAAAGAGAAGAGUAUCAAUAUGUUGUGCGACCCGACCAAGUUAGGCCUACGGACAACCUGAAACCUGAAGGAGAAUUCUACAGUCCGGAGAAACCGAAAUACAAGACAGGGGAGAGACCUUCUCAAGUCAGGCCAGAGGAUAAUCUCAGACCAGAGGGAGAGUUCUACACACCGGAAAAGCCAGGAUUCAGACCAGCUGAAAGACCAGUGCAGAAGAAGCCAGAAGACAACCUGAAACCUGAAGGAGAAUUCUACAGUCCCGAGAAACCGAAGUACAAGCCAGGAGAGAGACCUUCUCAAGUCAGGCCAGAGGAUAAUCUCAGACCAGAGGGAGAGUUCUACACACCGGAAAAACCUGGAUUCAGACCAGCUGAAAGACCAGUGCAGAAGAAGCCAGAAGACAACCUGAAACCAGAAGGAGAAUUCUACAGUCCCGAGAAACCGAAGUACAAGCCAGGGGAGAGACCUUCUCAAGUCAGGCCAGAGGAUAAUCUCAGACCAGAGGGUGAGUUCUACACACCUGAAAAGCCAGGAUUCAAACCAGCUGAAAGACCAGUGCAGAAGAGGCCAGAAGACAACCUGAAACCUGAGGGAGAAUUCGUAAAGCCCGAGAAACAAGUCUACAAGCCAGCCGAAAAAACUGAAAAAAUUAUUCGGAAAGAUAAUCUACGCACGGAAGGAGAAAUGACAUUUGUUGAGAGAGAAGAGUACCAAUAUGUUGUGCGACCCGACCAAGUUAGGCCUACGGACAACCUGAAACCUGAAGGAGAAUUCUACAGUCCCGAGAAACCGAAGUACAAGCCAGGAGAGAGACCUUCUCAAGUCAGGCCAGAGGAUAAUCUCAGACCAGAGGGUGAGUUCUAUACACCGGAAAAGCCAGGAUUCAGACCUGCUGAAAGACCAGUGCAGAAGAAGCCAGAAGACAACCUGAAACCUGAAGGAGAAUUCUACAGUCCCGAGAAACCGAAGUACAAACCAGGAGAGAGACCUUCUCAAGUCAGGCCAGAGGAUAAUCUUCGACCAGAAGGUGAGUUCUACACACCCGACAAACCAGGAUUCAGACCUGCUGAAAGACCAGUGCAGAAGAAGCCGGAAGACAACCUGAAACCUGAAGGAGAAUUCUACAGUCCCGAGAAACCGAAGUACAAGCCAGGAGAGAGACCUUCUCAAGUCAGGCCAGAGGAUAAUCUCAGACCAGAGGGAGAGUUCUACACACCGGAAAAGCCAGGAUUCAGACCUGCUGAAAGACCAGUGCAGAAGAAGCCAGAAGACAACCUGAAACCAGAGGGAGAAUUCUACAGUCCCGAGAAACCGAAGUACAAGCCAGGGGAGAGACCUUCUCAAGUCAGGCCAGAGGAUAAUCUCAGACCAGAGGGAGAGUUCUACACACCGGAAAAGCCAGGAUUCAGACCAGCUGAAAGACCCGUACAAAAGAGGCCAGAAGACAACCUGAAACCUGAGGGAGAAUUCGUAAAGCCCGAAAAACAAGUCUACAAGCCAGCCGAAAAAACUGAAAAAAUUAUUCGGAAAGAUAAUCUACGCACGGAAGGAGAAAUGACAUUUGUUGAGAGAGAAGAGUAUCAAUAUGUUGUGCGACCCGAUCAAGUUAGGCCUACGGACAACCUGAAACCUGAAGGAGAAUUCUACAGUCCCGAGAAACCGAAGUACAAGCCAGGGGAGAGACCUUCUCAAGUCAGGCCAGAGGAUAAUCUCAGACCAGAGGGUGAGUUCUACACACCGGAAAAACCAGGAUUCAGACCAGCUGAAAGACCAGUGCAGAAGAAGCCAGAAGACAACCUGAAACCAGAAGGAGAAUUCUACAGUCCGGAGAAACCGAAAUACAAGCCAGGAGAGAGACCUUCUCAAGUCAGGCCAGAGGAUAAUCUCAGACCAGAGGGAGAGUUCUACACACCGGAAAAGCCAGGAUUCAGACCAGCUGAAAGACCCGUACAAAAGAGGCCAGAAGACAACCUGAAACCUGAGGGAGAAUUCGUAAAGCCCGAAAAACAAGUCUACAAGCCAGCCGAAAAAACUGAAAAAAUGAUUCGGAAAGAUAAUCUACGCACGGAAGGAGAAAUGACAUUUGUUGAGAGAGAAGAGUAUCAAUAUGUUGUGCGACCCGAUCAAGUUAGGCCUACGGACAACCUGAAACCUGAAGGAGAAUUCUACAGUCCCGAGAAACCGAAGUACAAGCCAGGGGAGAGACCUUCUCAAGUCAGGCCAGAGGAUAAUCUCAGACCAGAGGGUGAGUUCUACACACCGGAAAAACCAGGAUUCAGACCAGCUGAAAGACCAGUGCAGAAGAAGCCAGAAGACAACCUGAAACCAGAAGGAGAAUUCUACAGUCCUGAGAAACCGAAAUACAAGCCAGGAGAGAGACCUUCUCAAGUCAGGCCAGAGGAUAAUCUCAGACCAGAGGGUGAGUUCUACACACCUGAAAAGCCAGGAUUCAGACCAGCUGAAAGACCCGUACAAAAGAGGCCAGAAGACAACCUGAAACCUGAGGGAGAAUUCGUAAAGCCCGAAAAACAAGUCUACAAGCCAGCCGAAAAAACUGAAAAAAUUAUUCGGAAGGAUAAUCUACGCACGGAAGGAGAAAUGACAUUUGUUGAGAGAGAAGAGUAUCAAUAUGUUGUGCGACCCGACCAAGUUAGGCCUACGGACAACCUGAAACCUGAAGGAGAAUUCUACAGUCCCGAGAAACCGAAGUACAAGCCAGGGGAGAGACCUUCUCAAGUCAGGCCAGAGGAUAAUCUCAGACCAGAGGGUGAGUUCUACACACCGGAAAAACCAGGAUUCAGACCAGCUGAAAGACCAGUGCAGAAGAAGCCAGAAGACAACCUGAAACCAGAAGGAGAAUUCUACAGUCCCGAGAAACCGAAAUACAAGCCAGGAGAGAGACCUUCUCAAGUCAGGCCAGAGGAUAAUCUUCGACCAGAAGGUGAGUUCUACACACCCGACAAACCAGGAUUCAGACCUGCUGAAAGACCAGUGCAGAAGAAGCCAGAAGACAACCUGAAACCAGAAGGAGAAUUCUACAGUCCUGAGAAACCGAAGUACAAGCCAGGAGAGAGACCUUCUCAAGUCAGGCCAGAGGAUAAUCUCAGACCAGAGGGAGAGUUCUACACACCGGAAAAACCAGGAUUCAGACCUGCUGAAAGACCAGUGCAGAAGAAACCGGAAGACAACCUGAAACCUGAAGGAGAAUUCUACAGUCCCGAGAAACCGAAGUACAAGCCAGGGGAGAGACCUUCUCAAGUCAGGCCAGAGGAUAAUCUCCGACCGGAGGGUGAGUUCUACACACCGGAAAAGCCAGGAUUCAGACCAGCUGAAAGACCCAUACAAAAGAGGCCAGAAGACAACCUGAAACCUGAGGGAGAAUUCGUAAAGCCCGAAAAACAAGUCUACAAGCCAGCCGAAAAAACUGAAAAAAUUAUUCGGAAAGAUAAUCUACGCACGGAAGGAGAAAUGACAUUUGUUGAGAGAGAAGAGUAUCAAUAUGUUGUGCGACCCGACCAAGUUAGGCCUACGGACAACCUGAAACCUGAAGGAGAAUUCUACAGUCCGGAGAAACCGAAAUACAAGCCAGGGGAGAGACCUUCUCAAGUCAGGCCAGAGGAUAAUCUUCGACCAGAAGGUGAGUUCUACACACCCGACAAACCAGGAUUCAGACCUGCUGAAAGACCAGUGCAGAAGAAGCCAGAAGACAACCUGAAACCUGAAGGAGAAUUCUACAGUCCCGAGAAACCGAAGUACAAGCCAGGAGAGAGACCUUCUCAAGUCAGGCCAGAGGAUAAUCUCAGACCAGAGGGAGAGUUCUACACACCGGAAAAACCUGGAUUCAGACCAGCUGAAAGACCAGUGCAGAAGAAGCCAGAAGACAACCUGAAACCAGAAGGAGAAUUCUACAGUCCCGAGAAACCGAAGUACAAGCCAGGGGAGAGACCUUCUCAAGUCAGGCCAGAGGAUAAUCUCCGACCGGAGGGUGAGUUCUACACACCGGAAAAGCCAGGAUUCAGACCAGCUGAAAGACCCGUACAAAAGAGGCCAGAAGACAACCUGAAACCUGAGGGAGAAUUCGUAAAGCCCGAAAAACAAGUCUACAAGCCAGCCGAAAAAACUGAAAAAAUUAUUCGGAAAGAUAAUCUACGCACGGAAGGAGAAAUGACAUUUGUUGAGAGAGAAGAGUAUCAAUAUGUUGUGCGACCCCACCAAGUUAGGCCUACGGACAACCUGAAACCUGAAGGAGAAUUCUACAGUCCGGAGAAACCGAAAUACAAGCCAGGGGAGAGACCUUCUCAAGUCAGGCCAGAGGAUAAUCUUCGACCAGAAGGUGAGUUCUACACACCCGACAAACCAGGAUUCAGACCUGCUGAAAGACCAGUGCAGAAGAAGCCAGAAGACAACCUGAAACCUGAAGGAGAAUUCUACAGUCCGGAGAAACCGAAAUACAAGCCAGGGGAGAGACCUUCUCAAGUCAGGCCAGAGGAUAAUCUACGACCAGAAGGUGAGUUCUACACACCCGACAAACCAGGAUUCAGACCUGCUGAAAGACCAGUGCAGAAGAAGCCAGAAGACAACUUGAAACCUGAAGGAGAAUUCUACAGUCCGGAGAAACCGAAAUACAAGCCAGGGGAGAGACCUUCUCAAGUCAGACCAGAGGAUAAUCUCAGACCAGAGGGUGAGUUCUACACACCGGAAAAGCCAGGAUUCAGACCAGCUGAAAGACCAGUGCAGAAGAAGCCAGAAGACAACCUGAAACCUGAAGGAGAAUUCUACAGUCCCGAAAAGCAAAAGUACAGGCCUGGUCAGCGUCCGUCGCAAGUUCGACCGGAGGAUAAUUUGAGGCCCGAAGGCGAUUUUUACGCUCCUGAAAAGUCAGGAUAUAAACCUGGAGAACGGCCUGUGCCCAAAAAGCCUAUUGAUAAUCUUAAACCUGAAGGGGACUUUGCAAAGCCAGAAAAACAGGUUUACAAGCCUGCCGAAAAAACUGAGAAGAUCAUCCAAAAGGACAACUUACGAACUGAAGGUGAAAUGACUUUUGUGGAGAAAAAAGAGUAUCAUUAUGUUACAAGACCUGAGCAAGUAAAGCCCACUGACAACUUAAAGCCUGAAGGCGAGUUUUACAGUCCCGAAAAAUCGAAAUAUCAACCAGCUGAACGAGUUACUAUUGUAAGACAGAAGGAUAACCUAAAAGUGGAAGGGGAGUUUUACGUCCAGGAAAAGCCUGAAUUUAGGCCUGUUGAAAGACCAAAGCAGAAGAAACCUCAUGACAACCUGAAACCUGAGGGUGAGAUGGUGAUCCCAGAAAAAACGAAAUAUAAGCCUGCCGACAAGGUCACAAAGGUAAUUCAUAAGGACAACCUUCGCACUGAGGGAGAAAUGACAUUCACUGAAAAAACAGAGUACCAUCAUGUCGUACGACCCUCUCCAGUUAAGCCAGAAGAUAAUUUAAAAACGACUGGCAAGCUUUACGUACCUGAAAAGCCAACUCCAGCAAAUGGAGAACGUCCCGAGCCGGUUAGACCUGUAGACAAUCUCAAACCCGAAGGCGUUAUGUACACCCCGAGCAAACCGAAAUAUGAGCCGGCCACCCGUCCAGAACAAAAGAAAUAUAGUGAUAACUUAAAGCCGGAAGGUAAGAUGCACAUCCCAGAAAAAGAAGGCUACCGCCCAGCGGACAGGGUAAAGACGGUCAUUAGGAAAGAUAAUUUAAAAACCGAAGGGGAAAUGACUUUCACCCAGAAGGAGGAAUACCAUCAUGUCAGACGACCAGAUCAAGUAAAGCCAAGCGAUAACCUAAAAGUGGAAGGCGAAUUCUAUACACCCAACAAGACUGCCUUUAGGCCUGCGGAACGACCCGUUCAAAAGAAACCUAAGGACAACCUUAAGCCGGAGGGAGAAUUUUAUAGGAGAACCGAUCGAACUGAAACCGAUAGCACUACGGUGACAGAAACCAUUAGAAGGGAAACGCCAAAGCGUCCGGUUGACAACCUAAAGCUUGAAGGCUCGAUGACAGUUACAAGAAGGGAUGACUAUAAGAGUACCGCAAACAAAACCAUCGUUGAUAAGACUCAACGCACUCAAAAAAUCAAUCACAACAGUUCCUCCAUUACUUUGGGAAGUGACACUGCAAUACUCAAGACGACCAACCAGAUGAACUAUGUGUCCGGCAAGGACGCCGUCAAGCAAGUCGAUUCCAAUAGUAAAAAUCCAGUUGACGGUCUAAUUGUUGUGUCCACAACGAAAGUGACCACUGUGGUAGGAGGGCGUCACAAGAAGGAGCCCGAAACCGAGUAUGUCAAGAGGCCGGCCAAGAUUAACGUUAUUGAAAAUGUUGCCAAGAAUACAACGACGACCAACAUCGAAAACAUUCAAAACAUUCACAAGGAGACCACGUCGAUGCAGAGAAACCUCAACGUAGUCCAAAACUCUGCAGUGACCACAGAAAAUAUCAGAGGAUCUGAUGUAUCUACCAGCGCUAUUGAAUCGAAUCGCAGACAAGUCACCGGUAACAUCACAGGGGACACUAGCUCGCGAUUGGUGUCAGGUGGCACAACAACAACGAACAUUGUAACUGGCGAUAACUCAUCUACUCGCGUGGUUUCUGGCAGAAACGUUACCAGCAAUGUGACAGAGGAUUCUUCAACGCGAGUUGUCUCAGGAAGAAACGUCUCCAGCAAUGUUAUUGGAGAAUCGUCAACAACCACCCGUACGGUUUCCGGAAGAAAUGUGUCUAAUAACAUUGUUGGAGACACCACAAGCCGAGUGCUCUCUGGCAGCACAGUGGGCCACAAUAUCACCGAUGAUUCUACAUCGCGAGUGGUCUCCGGAGGCAGAAGCUCCACCAACAACAUUGUGACCGGAAACACAACCACUUCGCAGAUGAGCACUUCGAAGCACUUCCAUCACCGCAAGAGCGAGUUCUCCUCGGAGGCCGACGUCUCGAACACGGUCUUCCAUCGCAAGAACGUAACCAGCGACUUGAACGCGGCCAAUGGCAGCCUGACCUCGAACGGAAAGAUGCAACGCAAGAGCAUACUGAAUCUGCACGAGCAGCCCUCUAGCACCACCAUCCAUGGUGGGGAGCGACAGAGCUACAGUAGCAUUCACCGCCAGAAUCGGGAGUCUGACGCGAACUCCACCUUCACCAGCGAGCGGCGCACCUGCAAUGUGCACAAGGAUAACAGGGAGCACAACGUGAAGAACUCAUCUUCCAUGUCCCGAAUCAUUUCUGGCGGUUCCGCCGGAACCGACAGCAGAUCGAAUGUCGAACGGUCGACGGUGACGCGCACCCAAGUGUUGGGGGGUGGUGGCAUCGAUUUUCCGUCCCAAUCUCACUCGCACUCGCACUCGCACUCCGGAAGCCUGACGACCCGUCACCGAGGAAACCAGCAUGUGUCCAGCUUGGGCGGCGGCAUCGAUUUCCCCUCCUACAGCAGUGCCCACGGCGGACACACCGAGCGUGUGGUCACCCGCCGCGGCAACCAGUCCUCAAUUAGUCUCGGCAACGACAAGUUCACCGGCUCCAGUCUGUACAAGAGCGAAUACAUUACUGCCCCGAAAACGACGUGUGCUGUGCAUAAGAUUAAGCAAGGUGCAUUCCAACAUACCAGGAGUACUCAAGAACACAAGUUCUUCAAGACCUCAAACUAACAGAGCCCCCCUACGGCUAUACAGAUAUCUUUUGCUUCACUAACCCACAUAUCCCACAUUAAUAGUAAGCUAAGCUUCCAUGACAAUAUAUGUUUUAUACAAUAUAUACAAACCAAUUCGCAAACGAAGAUUAACAAUAAAUAUAUCAAAUUUUUGAAACGAA
Drosophila ficusphila is the source of this 13769-nucleotide messenger RNA. RefSeq lists its product as uncharacterized. The record is from RefSeq and is a predicted model, not a curated record. Gene Ontology annotation, cellular component: cytoskeleton; centriole; ciliary basal body. Gene Ontology annotation, biological process: microtubule anchoring. NCBI's taxonomy places the organism in Eukaryota, Metazoa, Arthropoda, Insecta, Diptera, Drosophilidae. Gene Ontology annotation, molecular function: microtubule binding.